UCACAAAGAAAAAGAAAAAAAAAUGCGAGUGACACCGGUUGCAGAUUUUAUUUUAAUUAAAAUUAUUAGAAUUUUUAUAAAUUUUAUAUUCAUUUACUCUUCAAAUUUUAGUUUAGCGGUUGUAGUGUGUAGUUCAUAGUUUCUUCGACUAAAGUUUUAACUCAUGAAGAAAAAGUAUUUGGCUAAAAUGAUUGCUAUUUGUUGUUGUGAGUUGUGACUUGUGAUAACUGUGUUGUUUCAGCUCAGUGCUCGAAGUCUGUGGGUUUAAGGAUCUAAACUUAAUUUAAGAUUUAAAUUCGAUAAAUUGUGAUACAUAAAAAAAUAUUUUUAUUCACAUUCACAUUAAUUUUGAUAUAUUAUGUCACAACUUGUAAAAAUAUUGCUGCCAGAAAUACUUAGUGGCAGAAGCAAAGUGUUUUUAAAAGGAAUAAUAAGAAGCACAGACCAAGAAAGUUUAACAAUAUUUAUUACAACAUUUUCAACCAGUAGUAACUUAUUGGCAGAUAAAAAGUUUAAUGAGGAAAAUACAAUUUGUGGCUACAACAGUGAUCAUCUACCAAAGAAUAUAUUAAAAAAGUAUCCAAAUUCUAUAUUAAUAGAGAAUCUUCAAUAUCCAAAAAUAAAAAGCUUAACAGUGAAUGGUGUUCAGAGAAAUAUUGAGAACUGCAUUGUAAUGUUGUAUGAUUAUGAAAAAAUAAAAUGUUCUGAAACACUUUGCAAAAGUGAAUGUUGCUUUUCCAUGCUACAAGGUUUGAUUUUUGAAGAUUGUAGUAAAUUGCCCAUAAAACCUGAUAACAAGCUAUAUUCAUCAAGUCAUUCAAGUCCAUCAUGGUUGGAAUCAUCAAUGUUCGGUCAACAUCUAUAUAAUUAUGUGCAUUUGAUAAAAUGGUUUUUAAACACAGCUAAAAAGAAGAGAAAGAUAACAAUAGAACAUGGAAACUUUAUAGCAACUGUUAUCUUGGAUGUACUAUUGGGAUAUCUAAUACUGGAACUACUUGUAAAUGACAGAAAAACAAUUGGCACUCUACUUGUAGGAAUUUUAGAGAAAUUAGUAAACUUAAUGUAUUCUUUGUUAAAAUGGCUAAUGGGUGCUCCGGCCGGUCUGAAGUUAAACAAUGCAUUUAAUAAAAUGUUAGGAAACUAUUUUUUGUACCAUGUUGAAUUAUGGUGGUUAUUUUUAGAUAUGUCAGGUGAAAAGUUGGAUAUAGUGAUGCACAUUUAUCAGUACUUGGGUUAUCUGGGGUUCACAUUCCAAGCUGCGAUAAUAUCGGACAUGAUGUGUUUAGCCACCUUUCACUGCUACUGCAUCUAUGUGUAUGCUGCAAGAUUGUUCAGCCUACAAAUAUCAGGUUUAACAGCAUUGCUGAGGUUAUUUGUCGGCAGAAAGUACAACCCACUGCGAGGCGGUAUAGACUCCUGUGAAUACACUAACCAGGAGAUGUUUGUGGGCACCAUAGCGUUCACUAUACUGCUUUUGCUGUUGCCAACAACUAUUAUGUAUUAUAUUGUUUUUACUAUGUUCCGAGUGUUAUCGCUGUCCGUACAAUAUGUUUUGGCGAAAGUCAUAUACAUCAUACAGAGUAUGCCGUUUUACGUUAUGAUUUUAUGGAUGACGCGAUCUCCUAAAAUUGCAGGUGAUAUUCUAAUACAGGAAGUGGAAUGCGACUCGUCAAUUCUCCUCAAAGUGAAACUGGUGUGCAACCAGUCACUCGGAGAUUUAACGGAAUAUUUCAAGCCUCCAGUGAAAGCGCCCAAACAGUUUGACUGGAGUAACAUCAUCUCCAAUGUUUUUACCGGAAAACAAAUAAUAUAGCUGGUUACAUGGAUUCCUGGAUUCAGGCUCAAGACUGUGUAAUUUGGAAGUUCUUACUAGAUGCCUAUGUGCAGCAAUGGACGUAUGGAAUGAGAUGAGUUUAUCGGACCUGCCUUCCGAACUGGUGGUAGGUCACUACGAAUAGUCAAACUUCAAAAUAUUAUUGAAAUAAACGAAUUUUACUAGUAU
Molecule: messenger RNA, 2002 nt
Organism: Bicyclus anynana (squinting bush brown)
Lineage: Eukaryota; Metazoa; Arthropoda; Insecta; Lepidoptera; Nymphalidae
Gene: PIG-Q
Product: phosphatidylinositol N-acetylglucosaminyltransferase subunit Q
Exons: 7
Coding region: 359-1813 (484 amino acids)
Biological process (GO): GPI anchor biosynthetic process
Cellular component (GO): endoplasmic reticulum; membrane
Source: RefSeq, a predicted model, not a curated record